Molecule: messenger RNA, 9817 nt
Organism: Polistes canadensis
Lineage: Eukaryota; Metazoa; Arthropoda; Insecta; Hymenoptera; Vespidae
Product: epithelial discoidin domain-containing receptor 1-like
Exons: 17
Coding region: 507-3380 (957 amino acids)
Biological process (GO): protein phosphorylation; multicellular organism development; positive regulation of kinase activity
Cellular component (GO): signaling receptor complex
Molecular function (GO): collagen binding; ATP binding; protein tyrosine kinase collagen receptor activity
Source: RefSeq, a predicted model, not a curated record
GGGUCGCGAAGACUACGCACGGUCUUUAACACGUUCUUCAACGAUUUUACUCCUUCCGGUAAGAUUCGGUACUCUCGACGACGAUUUCAGACGAAGACGCGCCAAAAUUAUUAUAUAUAUAUAGUAAUCAUUUUUGAAAUAUAUAUAUAUAUAUAUAUAUUAGUGUUUUCUCUGUGAUACCGUGACAUAUCGUGACACGUUAUUGACGAUCAUGCUUUCGUGUUUUAUUACGAUCAAUUAGUGACAGUGUUCUAUUCAACGACAGAGACUGCAACGAGCACAUCUUUUUCUUGGUGAACAAUCGAGGUGUUUUCGUGACAACUGAGAAGGAAUCCUUCAACAUUGACAUCAUUUUCUUCUUAAAGUUAACCGAUUCGCUCUCUCGUUGGUAUCCAAGUAUAGCGGAAGUUGUGCAGAAAAUGUUACACUUGACGAGGACUGAAAUGACGCAGGAGUCACGGUGAGAAAAGGGCGAGGGUUUCACCCUCGCACGAAAAGGGGGUGCCAUGGCGAAGAACUUUAGUUUCGUCGUUGGUGCGAGCCCAUCGACUACCCCUCACCAUAUUCGUCUUCUUCUCCCCCUUCUUUUCCUCGGUUUCACCUGGUUCGUUCCCUCAACGCAUGCCGUGGAUCUUUCACAAUGCAUCGCGCCACUGGGCAUGGAAUCCAAAGCAAUACCGGAUAAGGACAUCACAGUCAGUUCCACCUACGAUGCCGGAAAUGUUGGCCCGCAUCUGGCACGAUUGAAAACGGAGAGCCUCGGUGGUGCUUGGUGUCCGAAGAAUCAGAUCACAAAGGAAGCGAAAGAGUGGUUGGAAAUUGAUCUCCACACUGUCCAUCUUAUCACUGCCACCGCUACUCAAGGUCGUUUUGGAAACGGACAGGGUGUCGAGUACUCGGAGGCUUAUCUUCUAGAAUAUUGGCGACCACGACUGGGCAAAUGGGUUCGUUACAGGGACAUCAAAGGACAAGAGGUAAUACCAGGCAACACGAACACGUAUUUGGAGUCCAAGCAUGAACUGGAGCCACCUCUGUGGGCUAGCAAGAUCCGUUUUCUACCCUUCAGCAGUCACACGCGGACAGUUUGCAUGCGGGUCGAGCUCUACGGGUGUUACUGGAGCGACGGUGUUGUAUCCUAUUCGAUGCCCCAAGGCGACAAGAGAGGUAACGAAUGGGAAUUCUUCGACGCCACUUACGACGGUCAUUGGGACGAUGAACUUCGUCGUGGAUUGGGCCAAUUGAUAGACGGUAAAAUGGGCCCGGAUGAUUUCAAAAUGGGCUAUUAUGACGAUCGAAGGCAAGGCUGGGUUGGAUGGAGGAACGAUACACGAAAUGAUCAACCAAUAGAAAUCAAAUUUGAGUUCGAUGUAGUCAGAGAAUUCUCGGCAAUUCAUAUUUACUGUAACAACCAAUUCACCAGGGACGUUCAGAUCUUCUCACAAGUCGACAUACUCUUCAGUAUAGGCGGGCGAUAUUACAACGGUGAGCCGAUUACCUACACCUACAUGGAGGACAAAAUAUUUGAAACGUCUCGUAACGUCUCUAUCAAGCUUCACCAUCGUAUCGGGAAGUACGUGAAAUUGAGACUCCAUUUUUCCGCCAGAUGGAUCAUGAUCAGCGAAGUGAUUUUCGAUUCUGACAUAGCACAUGGUAAUUUCACGACCGAGGAAGCACCUACGACGGAAUCGCCAAUUCAAAGUGACGUUUUUGUUGAAAAAAAUGGAUCGGGCAUUGACGGUGAAUUACCUGUCUCAACCGCGAAACACGAUGAUCCGACUUACAUGGCAAUAGUAAUUGGAGUAUUGAUGGCUGUAAUAUUGCUCCUUGCCGUGGCAAUAUUUCUGAUCGUUUCGAGACACAGACAACGGAAAUGUUUUGCCAGUCCUAUGACUGGAAAAGCUCCAUCUCAUUUGGGUUCGACCUGUGCCACCGUAGAAAAGGGAGCAGCACUGAUGGCUUAUACUUUGGAAGACGACGAAAGAUACGCCGGGGGUUCUUUGCCUACCCUACCACGUGACCUGGGCAAUCGUCUCCUGGAUAUCGCCAAGCUCGAUGACUAUCAGGAACCCUACCAAGCGUUGAAGUAUGCUCCAUACUACAGCUACAGCACCGUCGUUAUGGAGAUGAAAGACAUGAUGCUGAACAACAAGGGCACCAACAUCAAUCACUCAGCAGUGUACGCGAACGGUGCAGUUGACACAUCAUACGAUUAUGCGGUACCGGAACUCGGCACGGUACCUCUCCUCAACCAAGAAGGAACCGGAGGAUGCCCUAGGACCACUACUGUAUCCAGUACGACCAGUGACAAGGAGAGUCUCUUCUCUAAGAAUUCUUCUCACAGCGCAAAGACCGAGGACAAGAAGUCACCAACACAACAGGAGGUACUGUCGGCCUUGAAAAGACGUCUCGAGCAAACAAGCGUUCCCCUCUUCCCACGACAUCGGCUUCGCAUGCUUUCCAAACUCGCAGAAGGUGCAUUCGGAACGGUAUACGUAGCUGAAGCCGAAGGGAUUCCUGAGUACGGAACAACGACCACCCUCGGCAAGCGUUUCGUCGCCGUCAAGUUUUUAUUACCGGAAGCCAGCGAGAAGGAAAAGCUAGAUUUCCAAAGAGACGUGAGGAUUUUGGCGGCACUCGAGGAUCGCAAUAUCGCUAGGGUUUUGGGUGCUUGCUGCCGUGAGGAACCCUACUGCGUUGUGAUGGAAUAUUUGGAACACGGGGACCUCUGUCAAUUCCUAAAGACGCAUAUCACUGCAGAGGAUGCCCAUUCCAUGCCAAUCGGUGUUAAGACGCUUAGUUUCAACUGUCUCAUCUAUAUGGCAGCGCAAAUCGCAUCGGGCAUGCGGUAUCUCGAGAACCUCAACUUCGUGCAUCGGGAUUUGGCUACUAGGAAUUGCUUGGUUGGAAAGGCUUAUCAUAUCAAGAUCUCAGAUUUCGGUACAGACAACGAAUUAUAUGCCUGUGACUAUUAUAAGGUGGAUGGAACUGUACCCUUGCCUGUUCGUUGGAUGGCUUGGGAAUCUAUAUUUUUAGGCAAGUAUACGACAAAGAGCGAUGUCUGGGCAUUCGCUGUGACUCUUUGGGAGAUCUUAAAUUUAGGAAGGCGAGUACCUUACGAACAUUUAUCGAACGAGGAAGUGGUCGAAUGUCUAAGAAGAUUUCAUCGUGCUAACGAAGAAGACGGCUCGGCAUCGGAAAGCUGUUGUACUGAUGUAACAAACGAUCAUUUCGAUUAUCUUCCAAGACCUACAGCUUCUUCGAAAGAUAUUUACGAUCUGAUGUUAGAAUGUUGGCGUCGGGAGGAAAACGAACGUCCAACCUUCCGCGAGAUUUCCUUGUUCUUACAACGGAAAAAUCUCGGAUACGCGCCAACGUCUUGAUAUUGAACCAUCAAUACCAACGAGGUUUAUGAUUUAUUUUCUGAACAUUUACGAUUCUCCGAUGUUACGAGAAUCGAACGAUGAUUAUUCGAUUAUUUCAUCGAAUUUUCUUCUAUUACUUGUUGUUCAUCGGUUCAUUCAUCGGAACAGAUUUAUCCGGUGAACCUUUGACAACGUAAAUCCUUUGGGAAUCUUCUUAAUCAAUGAUAAUAUCUUGAAAUCAAUCGCUAACGUAUUACACACUGAUGAAUUAAAUAAAUAUCUUCCAAUUAAUUAGGAAUUUAACUUUGGUAUGGUCAAGUAAAUGGGGAAAGAUAUUUUUGACGAUUACGUAUCUAAGGAAAAUAAUAUGUCUCAUCGAAUUGGUAAAUAAUUUUCUUUUUUUUUUUUUUUUUUUUUUUUGACGAGAGAAUUGUUAAGAGCUUAAAAAUCGCGAACAUUUCUCUUAGUCAGAAUGAAAUUCUAGAAAUUCCCGCUUUUGAUUGGAAUCGCCAAAUUUUUUCGUUCAUUUGCAUUCUAUUUUCGAAAAAGAAAAAAAAAGAAAAAGAGCCGAGGAUACGUUACAUUUGAAUAUUUCUAAGAGACAAGAAUAUGACGUUGGACUGUGACUUCGACAAUCCAAUGAGUGCGCCGUGGUUCUUAUUAAACUGUUUAAUAAAAAAAAAAGGCUACUGCGUUUAUACGACUGAACGAUAGAACGGCGAUAUACGCCUCUGAUGUAAUAAACUUAAGAUUAAAUGAAAAAGAAAACAAAACGAAAAAAAAAAAUUAAAUAAAUAAAUAAAUAAAUAAUUAAAUAAAUAAAUAAAAAAAUAAAAAUGAAAAAGAUAAUGAAACUGAAUAAAGGUAAUGAUAUAAAUUUCGUGAGGAAACUAAUCAAGAUUCUUCGUAAUGUAAACAUUUAAGAACAAUACAAUGUAAAAUUAGCUAUUAAAUACCGCUGUGAACAUUCCUGCAUAGACGAGUACGUACCUAUGCCAUUGAAUAAUUAUUUCAUUGAUAUCGAUUUAGAUCAUACGAUCGAUAAAUUCAACACACAAUUGCUCUCGUAACUUUUAAUCGAUUUAAAAUAACGAUUAAGAGCGAUUGUUUGUUUGUUUGUUCGCUUGGUUGGUUGUUUGUUUGUUAGUUGGUUUGUUUCUUUCUUUCUAUCUUUUUCUCUAUUUAAUUAAUAAUUACAUCGACCAUAAUGGCAAUAUAUUAUAUUAUAACAAUAUAAACGCUGUGACUAUCGUUGCUAACUAAUCGAAGAUCGCGAAAUGAUGUGUAUUAUGUAUGUUUGUGUGUGUGCGUGUGUGUGUGUGUAAUCUGUACGAUGGAGAUUGCAUUAAUAAUAAUAUAAGUAUGCGUGUAAUGAUCUACUUCUCUUCGAUAUAAUAUAAAAUAAUUAAAAAACUAAACCUCUUUUCGACAAGUCUGCAUGUAUAUAUAUAUAUAGAUAUAUAUACAUAAUGAUGAUAAGCAAAUUUUAUAGAAUCAAAUGUAUGCCAAGCGACAUGAAUAUACUUUCUCUUUAACUAUGUUUUCAAAUAUUAAUUUAACCAAACAAAAAAUAAAUACGCGACUAAAUUUAUCGGUGAUUAUUGAACUUAAUUUUUAAUGUGUAACAUUUUUUCGAAUCUUAUUCAUUCAUGUCACUUGAUAGUCGAACACGAGGAAUUUUAAACAAUGCUAAGAAUUGAAAUUCGAUAACGUUUUACCAUUCUUGUAAUGAACAUCGCUAUUGAUAAAACUAAAUGAAUCAUCGAACGAAAAGUAAAGAUAACAAAAAAUUGCAUAAAUUGAAAUUAGCAUAUGUUCGACUAACGGCAAUAUAUCGAAAUAAUAAUAUAACGACACAACAGAUACGUUAUUUAAAAUAGAAGAAGGAAAUUCUAUAUGCUAGGCGGGAUCAAUGAUACUAGUAUAAAUAUAUCGUGCAUAGGAAUACGUUUUAAUAUACAUAAUAAUAAACUAUGAUUAUUUCUUUUGUGAAUAUAUCGCACAAUUUCUUUUGGGCAAUCUUCUAAAAUUAUUUAAGGGAAAAUCUUGUUAACCAGUUCAUUGCGAAUUGACGAGUAUAUACGUUGUAAUAAAAUGACAAUAUUUUCUGUUUAAGCAGAUAAAAAUGUAGUUACCAUUUAUUAUUUAACCAAUUAGCUGUGCGGUGACCUCUUUAAAAAGUGUCUACCUAAAUUGUGUCAUAUAUAAUAGAAUGAAACGAUAACAUAAAAUAUUAACAUUUCUGCAUGACGAGUAUACACGUCAAUUACAGCUAACUUAUUAAAUUGUUAACGAACGAUAGAACGAACGAAGCUUUUUGGAAAAUAUCAUUUUCGCAAAUGUUACAACAUAUCGUGCUGUGUUCCUUCGUGCUUAUUUCAACGAAUGAAUUAAAUUUAAUAAGAUGUAAGGAAGCAUGGGAAAUCGAAAAGCAAUAGAUAACAAAAAAAAAAAAAAAUCGGAUUAUAUUAUACAAGUGUAUAUAUAAAUAUCUACGUAACGUGCAUAAUCACUUUGACGAAAAUGAAAUAUGGGAACGAAAGAGUUCAACGAAACAAUUCAAUCAAUUAAGUUCCAUUGUAUAUGUAUAUGAAAGAUAUUAGAUUACUACGAAAAAUACGCUGUUGUCUUUCAUAAUGCUGUAUCAUUCUUUCUUCUUAAUGCUUUAUUGGUGAUGCAGAAAUAAAGAAAUGAACAACAUUGUGAAACGUGAUAGUAACGCGUAAUCUUAACGUAUAGGCGAUGUUACCGUUAAAACGUUAAAAAUACUAUUUAUAUAAAUUAAUCUAAUGCCAUUUAAGGAAGUAGAUAGUCAGAAAAUUAGUCAUAUACGUUUUUCGAAUAUGUUCAAUUCGAGCGUGACUAAAAUCGAAUAAUUCUCUCGUAUAUUUAUGCGAAAUUAAAUGAAAUUAGUGUCUAUCUGUAUGUAUGUCUUUACCUAAAAUUAAUAAUCAAACAUGAUUGAAUUAAUUUGUUGCAAUACUGCAAUAUCUUUAUCAUCUUAAAACGAAAUUCUUACUUGGUCUAUUAAAUUCAAUUAAUUUUCUAUGUAAAAAAUAAAACGAACGGAUAGACACACGAGAUUUGAUUUUAAUAAUAAACCUAAAUAAAAUAUGAAUAAUAGUUGCGCUCGAAUUACAUUGAUAUAAAAAUAAUGCUGCCUUUGGCUAUAUCGUUGCCCCUACUGCUAAAGAGUAACUCACUUGUCUACUCAUGUGAUAAUUCAGUAUAUCUCUUCGUAUCUACCUGUACCUAACUAGCUCGAUGAGAUUAUCAGAAACGAAAGGAUUACAUUUUUCGAGCUUAGCAUUAUUAUUUCGUAAAACAACAACAAACAAAACAAAACAAAACUUUUCGUUAGUUUUUGAUUUGUAUCAGAGUAUCGAUUACGAAUUUGAAUUAAAAAAAAAAAGAAGAAAAAAAAAACGUAAUCCUUUCUUACCUGAAUAAAAAUUAAAUCGAGAUGACUAUUCUACCUAAUAAUAUGCGCCUUCUCCGCCAAUUAUAUCGAAUAAUAAUUUUUAAGUUCGUUGCGAAAUAGAGCUCUGUCAAAGUCGUUAGCUAACGUGUGAGAUCGCUACGUGUCUGAGGAAAAAAAAAAGGUCAUUAAUGAGAAUAAGUGUUAACGUGUGUAAUUAAUUAUUCAUCCAAAAGAAAAACGAAAAGAAAAAAAAAGAGAAAGAAAAAUCAAGGUCCCUUGUUUCGCCUCUCUUUGAAAUACACAUUUUUGCUCUGUGUUUGUGUAAAUUAUUAUAUUAUUAUUAUUAUUAUUAUUUUUCUUUUUAAAAAUACGUACACUUCUCUUGUGCUAAGUCAGUUGAAAUUUGUAAAAAAUGAAGAAAAUAAGCGACUAUUGAAUUUAAGAUGAACCGAAUUGAAUUCCUUCUUUUUCAAAAUGAAAAAAAAAGAAAGCGCUUCAUUUAAAAAGCAUCGUAUUUGCCGGUCUAUUGUGGAAUUGAAUGGAAUCUUUAGAAAAAAAGAUAACGGAGUAAAUAAUUAAUUGGGAAGACUGUAAAAAAAAAAGAGCUCACCUGAGUUGUAUCUUCUGUACCGGACGCGGGCAAAAGUUAAAACAUUUGUUUUAUUUGCCUCACAACGUUAUAACUUCUUAGACGUGGAAUAUUAUUUCCAUGUCGACGAAAAAAGAAUGAAAUAAAGAAAUGAGAUGCAAUAGCGGAAAGAUAAUAUUUGAGAAAAUAGAAAAAGAAAGGAAUAUGGUGAAUAAGAAAAGGAAACACCGUGCCCGUGUCCGUUCUUACAAUGCUAUUUAAAAAAGGGGAGAACAAAAAAGAAGGGAAGGAAAGAAAACCUUAAUCGUUAUAGUCAUAAAAUUAUUUUGUACUAAAAACUGUUUAUAAUUUUGUAUCUAAUCUCUGUAAAUACUAAACGGGUCGUUUUCGACUUAUUAAAGAACAAAACAAAAAACAAAGAGGAGUAAGAAGAAGAAGAACAAGAGGGUUGGAGGGGGUGGAAGAGAAGAAAAAUAAACUUAGAAACAAUGAAAUAAGUGCGACGCGAGUGUCGGUUUAAAUUAGACUGGUUUAAAUGAGAUCGUCGGAGGGUAAUGUGAUUAAAAUCAAAAGUUAUGGUUUUAUUUCGUGGUUUUACUGUGACAUGAUCUUAACCAUCCUAUCAACCUGUGAUCUUGUUUCAAGUGUAUACUGGAAGAAUAUCGUUUUUUUUUUUUCCUUAUUUUUUAUAGACCAUAAUAUAUACAUCCAUUGAAUUAAUCGAGUACAGGUAUGAAAAAAAAAACGAUGCCACGUGGGAAAAUCAUAACUUCUGAAAAUGGUCACACACUUAUAUAAAUAUAUAUAUAUAUAUAUAUAUAUAUAAUUAUUUAUAAUACACGUGCACGGAUAUACAUAUGCACAUGUAUACGUGUGCGUGUGUAUAUAUGUGUAAUAUAACUUUAAUUGGUAGCAAAAAAAUCGAUGAGAAAAUAAAAAAGAAGUGGAUAAGUUAAAUCGAAAGAAUGUAAUUAAAUUUCGUAUAGAACGGGACUGGUAAAAAACGUAACGAUGUACAACGAUUUAGAAAUUACUUGUAUCAUAAACGAAUCGACAAUUAAGGGACAAAUCAUAAAAAACUAUAUAUGUUAUUCGGUAGCUGUGUAUAUAUAAAUAUAUGAUACGACAUUAUAUGUAGAAUAUAACUAGUCACUUCUCGCGGUCACUUUGUAGAGCACAAAAUGCGAUCGACGAUCGCGAGAAAAGAAAAAUCUAUGAUAUAGAGGAGGAAAAACAAAAAAAAAAAUAAGAAGAAGAAGUAAAAGAAAUAAUAAUAAUAAUAGAUGAAACACACGCUUGUUUCUAAAAUUCGAUUUAAAACCGAUCAAUAAUCAAUCGAACAACAACAUUCACGAAUUUUUCUGCUAACAACUGCGAGAGUAUCACAAUACAUCGGUUUUUUAAAGCACACUCGACAAGAAAAACCGGUAUACUAUUAUAUUAUAACGUGCAAAAGUAUUGAAUCGUAAUAAUUUGGUAAUGACUUUUAAUUGAAAUCAUGUUUAAAGAGGAAGGGGAAAAUUAGUCUCGUAGAUGUAUGAAUAUCAUACAAAUGAAUAUGUUUUCAUUUGACAAUUACUCGUGCAUGUAUUUCAAAUAUUUGGUAAAAUUAUACAACCGUCGAGACUGAUUAUAAAAAAAAAAAAAGAAAUCGUUUCAAUUAAUCGAAGUUAAUUAAAUUCGUCUGAUACUUCAUUGAAUGUUGGAUAAAAAUGACUAUACAAAGUGCUUGUCGUAUUUAAAGUACUUACCAAAGGUAUAUAUCAAUGAUACGAAUUUCCUGCAUGUGCAAAAAUAUCAAGACAAAAAUGUCUCGUUUUAGAGUCAUCACCAAUAAAAUACCAAAGUCAAUACUUUUACACAUCAGCAUGUAAUAUUUUCUUAACGGGACAGAAUCAUUGCUAAUAUAAUUAUAUUCACAUGUUCGUUUAUUAAUCAGAACGAUCUUCGAAGAAUAAAAUCGAGAGUCAUUCUCAACUCAUUACAACUCCUAUUCUUGGUGUGUAAUCGAGCAUGAAUCCUCCACUUUUACCAUAAUAUUUAUUAGCAUGUUCCUUAUAGAGCUCAAAUGUACGAUAUACGCGCGAGAUCUAAAGAAAAUAAAAAAAAGAAGUUGAAAAAAGAAAAAAAAUAUUAAAAAAUAAAAAAACAAAUAAGGUUCGUAUGAAUCGAAUGUGCGACGUACCGUAAUAUUGCAGCCGAUAUAAGAAAAAAAAACAAACGGUUAUUUGUAUGUUCGUAAGGAAUAUGUUAAUGCGUCUCGCAUUAAAUAACACGACUGUACUACGAUCUGUUUUGUGUCAGUGUUUUCUUGUGUAAAGCCUUUUAUAAUAAAUUAAUCGAUUCCUUGAAAUGCAUCGAAAUCUGGGCACGUACGAAGCACAACGACGGUUUCUAUUUGUAAUAAGACAGUGGAACGGAAUAAUAAACACAUUUGAAAUGAAA